AUGGCCGCCGAGGUCUUCUUCACCGUCUGCUACCGCAACUCGACCACCGACAUCAAGCUGCUCAAGUCGCUGCACCAGUUCCAGCCGGCCGUGCUGCACGGCUACUGCCGCCGCCGGGUCAAGAGCAACGACUACCCGGGCAUCAUCCCGGACGCAGCCCACGACGUACGCGGCGUCUUGGUCACGGGCCUCACCUCGGCCAACAUGUACCACCUCGACUACUUUGAGGGCCCCGAGUACACGCGCGAAAAGGUCAAGGUUAAGCUCCUGACCAAGGUCGGCGACGACGAGGGCAAGGGCAACGUCGAGGGCGACGAGGUCGAGACCGAGGUCUACGUCUUCAAACACCCCGAGCGCCUCGAGACCCUCGAGUGGGACUUUCACGAGUUCCGCACGCAGAAGAUGAAGAAGUGGACCAGAGAGGACUAUGGUUUUGAAGACUCGGAGCACUUUGCACCCGUUGAUGUUGACGGAGUCACCGAGGACGAGAAGGGUGCUGCUGUCUAA
This is a messenger RNA of Pestalotiopsis fici W106-1, 507 nucleotides long. RefSeq lists its product as uncharacterized. The record is from RefSeq and is a predicted model, not a curated record. NCBI's taxonomy places the organism in Eukaryota, Fungi, Ascomycota, Sordariomycetes, Amphisphaeriales, Sporocadaceae. Bases 1 to 507 code for a protein of 168 amino acids. The transcript has a single exon.